Nerophis lumbriciformis (worm pipefish) is the source of this 2823-nucleotide messenger RNA. RefSeq names its product G protein-coupled receptor 146 (gene gpr146). NCBI's taxonomy places the organism in Eukaryota, Metazoa, Chordata, Actinopteri, Syngnathiformes, Syngnathidae. Gene Ontology annotation, cellular component: membrane. The record is from RefSeq and is a predicted model, not a curated record. Gene Ontology annotation, biological process: G protein-coupled receptor signaling pathway. Gene Ontology annotation, molecular function: G protein-coupled receptor activity.
AGACGAGGCAACACAACUUGUCAAUGUUUACUUCGAUGGAAAAAGAACAUUAAUGUCAUCUGUGUCAGUCCAAAUGUUGACAUUUCAGCAUGAAAAAAUUCCACUUCCAACCAGAGGAAACAUGAUGUGGGGUCAAGUGGUCAUCGGACGGUGCGGAACGUUCCCGGCGCCUGCUUUGAAGUCGACACCUGUAUCCAUGGACACCGAUCAAGUGCUUGGGUUCCUUUUGAGUCCAACGGUGGCGAGCACCCGUCCCGGCCCCAGCGAUGUGGAUCUGCAUGGUUUACAAUGAGACGGAAAGCAGCGUGGACUUCCGCCUAUGCCAAGACUUCGGCCUCAUCCUCUCCGUGCUGUCGCUGGUCUACCUCCUGGUGUGCUUCCCGGUGGCCGUGUGCUACAACGUGCUGCUGGUGGCCGUCAACCUGUCCAACAAGGUGUCCAUGACCAUGCCGGACGUCUACUUCGUCAACAUGGCCAUCGCCGGCCUGGUGCUCAACGUGGUGGCGCCCGUGGAGCUGCUGAGCUCCACCUUCACCCGCUGGCACGCGUGGGAGUACACCAACGAGGUGUACAUCACGCUGCUCAUCCUCUUCAACAUCUCCUCGCUGGUCAUCAUGUACUCCACCACCUUACUCAGCCUGGACUACUACAUCGAGCGCGCCCUGCCGCGCACGUACAUGUCCAGCGUGUACAACACCAAGCACGUUUGCGGCUUCAUCUGGGGCGGCGCCGUGCUCACCAGCUUCUCCUCGCUGCUCUUCUACGUGUGCAACCACAUCUCCACCAAGAUGGUGGAGUGCUCCAAGAUGCAGAACAAGGAGGCGGCCGACGCCAUCAUGAUGUUCAUAGGCUACGUGGUGCCGGCCGUGGCGGUGCUCUACGCCUUCGUGCUCAUCCUGCGCAUCCGGAAGGAGUCGACGCCUCUGGACCAGGACUCUGCCCGCUUGGACCCGUCCAUCCACAGGCUGCUGCUGGCCUCCGUGUGCGUGCAGUUCUUACUGUGGAGUCCCUACUACGUGACGCUGCUGGUGCACACGGUGGCCGGCGCCCCCGGCUACGUCAGCAGCUCGCAUUACUUCCCCACCUACUACUUCCUGAGGUGCAUGUCCAAGCUGAUGGCGUUCUCCAGCAGCUUCGCCAUGCCACUCAUGUACCGCCAGAUGAACAAGAACUUCUCCAACAAGCUACAGCGGCUCCUCAUGAGGCUCCGCUGCCGGGACCAGUCCUGCCCCCACGAACGCUCCACAGUGCAGCGAGUGGUCACGUGAAGCCCCUGCUUUUUUUUUUCUUCCGGCACUUAUCCUCCCAUCCGGCCCCCUACCGCCCUCCAGAGCCAGUAUCUUGCUUCCGCCGCGCCCUCGCCGCUCUGGACUGCGUUAAAGCGCGACAUAGCAAACUGUGGAAUUUCCUGUCACCUUCCGGAGCGAGAUCCGACAGAGAUCAGUUCUGCAGAGCGAGAAGGAAAACCACUAAGUGCUGACAUUCUUUGUGUGCUCCACUCACUUGGCUUCUUGUUGUGUGUGGUGACUUAGCACCUACGCUAGCUCUUAGCUCUUGACCAUUGCAGUGGCCUGAAUCCUGGCAAUGUGACGAACGCAAUGACUGAAUGUUGCCGUACAUUCAUUAAGCUACUCUAUGUUAAGAUCUCCUUUUGAACUCUACAGCUUCCCAAAUGUUUAGCGAGUGAACGCAUCGGAAUAUAAGACGCCGGUGUAGCCGCUGCACCAUCAACACAAUGUUGAAAUGAAGUCAAACGUUAGCCAGCAUGUUCACGAAGCACUUUGUGUACCAGAUAAGCUUCUCGGCCUUUAAGUACGUCACACUUGAAGGCAUCUUCUUGAAAGCUCCACUUGCAGAACCUUUACUAGGGGUGUAACGAUACGUGUAUUUGUAUUGAACCGUUUCGGUACGGGGGUUCUGGUUCGGUUCGGAGGUGCACCGAACGAGUUUCCACACGGACAUAUUAAGUAGCGUACCGCACGUUGUGUAAACAAUGCACACCGAGGCACAACACAUGGCAUCCUAGCAGCUAACGGGUUACGCUAGACUGACCAUACGUCCUCUUUUGCGGAGCUGUCAGGGCGGAGUUUCUUAAAGGGGAACAUUAUCACAAUUUCAGAAUUGUUAAAACCAUUAAAAAUCACUUCCCAGUGGCUUAUUAUAUUUUUCGAAGUUUUUUUCAAAAUUUUACCCAUCACGCAAUAUCCCUAAAAAAAAGCUUCAAAGUGCCUGAUUUUAACCAUCGUUAUAUACACCCGUCCAUUUUCCUGUGACGUCACACAGUGAAGCCAACACAAACAAACAUGGCGGAAAGAACAGCAAGAUAUAGCGACAUUAGCCCGGAUUCAGACUCGGAUUAAGCGAUUCAACAGAUUACGCAUGUAUUGAAACGGAUGGUUGUAGUGUGGAGGCAGGUAGCGAAAACGAAAUUGAAGAAGAAACUGAAGCUAUUGAGCCAUAUCGGUUUGAACCGUAUGCAAGCGAAACCGACGAAAAUGACACGACAGCCAGCGACACGGGAGAAAGCGAGGACGAAUUUGGCGAUCGCCUUCUAACCAACGAUUGGUAUGUGUUUGUUUGGCAUUAAAGUAAACUAACAACUAUGAACUAGGUUUACAGCAUAUGAAAUACAUUUGGCAACAACAUGCACUUUGAGAGUGCAGACAGCCCAAUUUUCAUCAAUUAAUAUAUUCUGUAGACAUACCCUCAUCCGCGCUCUUUUCCUGAAAGCUGAUCUGUCCAGUUUUGGAGUUGAUGUCAGCAGGCCAGGGAAGCUAGGGUCGAUAUUCUUCUCUUGAUCAUCUUCGGUGGCAUAAGGGACGG